GACAUAAAGAUAAAAAAAAUCACAUAACAUUAAAACCCCUCCAUGAAGAAAGAAAAAACAGAUCUCAUUCAUUCACUCUUCCCCAUAAUAAUUUAAUUAUUUUUUUGUUAAGUUAAGGUAAAUAUAAUAUAAUAUAUUCUUACUAAUGUGGUUUCUGCCUCUAAAUCCACCACAAGAGCUCAAUGAAUGAGAUUUGGUAACCUACUUUUUCAUACUCUAAAAUUCUCUCACUUUAUUAUUAUCUACUCCAUCAUUGAAAAAAAUAAUGGUUCAUGUUUCUUCUCAACUCAUUGUCUUGGAAACUCAUCUUCUUCAACUUGAGUACUUUGUUUUAGGUUUGGCAUAUUGAAAAGGGUUUUAAAGGAUUUAAAGAACAAGUUUUGUUUUGGAGUGAUUGAUUAUUAGUUUGCUUUUGAUGGAUUGGGAUUGGAAAGAGUUUGCUUGGGAUCCAUCUGGGUUGGAGGAGAUGAAAAAUGGAGGAGAUUCAAUGGAUUUGAGGCUUGGUGAGGCUUCUGAUUCAUUGGAAAAAUCGGUUCGGGAUAGUGGGAGAAAGGGUGAUGAUUUGAAAGGCGUGUCGUCGUUUUCUGGAUCGUCGAAGAGAUCGCGGUUGCAGAAUGGAUUGCUGAAUAUGAUUUGCUCGGUUGAUGGAUGUAAGGCGGAUCUUAGUGAUUGUAGAGAGUAUCAUAAGCGGCAUAGAGUUUGCGAGAAACACUCGAAAACUCCUGUUGUGUUGGUUGGAGGUAAGCAGCAGAGAUUCUGCCAACAAUGUAGCAGGUUUCAUUCGCUUGCGGAGUUUGAUGAGGUUAAGAGAAGUUGCAGGAAGCGGCUUGAUGGGCAUAAUAGGCGGAGGAGGAAACCUCAACCACCUUCUCUUUUCAUGGCUGCUGAGAAAUUCAUGUACAAUUACAAAGGUCCUAGAAUCCUGCACUUUGGAAGCCCUCAGGCAUAUGUGAAUCCUAUUAUGAGAAACAUUUGGCCUGCCACUGCAAUAACCGAAGCUGAAUCAGGUUACGACCAUCACCGACUUUUGUAUCGAAUCGACAAACAUAAACAGGAUAAAGGACAUCCUCUUUGGCAAGAAACUGUCCCUAAAGCCGGCGAUGUUAACGAAGCAGCGCCAGGAGUUUCUAUCAGCCAGCCUAUCCGCGGUGCCGUUGGUUCGACCGCAGGUGGAAAAGGCGGUAGGAAGCUCUCUUCUGAUAGCAAACCUGGAUCUUUUGACUCGGGUUGUGCUCUCUAUCUUCUGUCAACACUUCAAUCACAAAGUUCCGAGUUGAGUUUGAUGCAGUCCAGCAUCAAGGACAGUCCAACACAGUCUUCAUCCGGAACGAUGCGUUUUGAUGCCACGAACGAGUAUUUGUGCUCGGGUAAGGUUAAAGAUAAGCCUAAUAAUGGUCAAGUGUUUGUUCUAGAUGCAAACACAACAAACCUUCAAUGUAAUGGGAUGCUGCAAAUGGGGCCUAAUAAUGGUUUGAUGGAAAACGAAAACUCGCUGACGCUGCCAUUUUUCUGGGAGUAAACUCUUUCGACGAUUCUGUUCAUUCGUCCGUUGUUUCUCCCGACUCUCCAACAUUGAAUUGUUUGGUAUUUGAGUGGUGUUAAGGUCUUUUUUGGUGGUUCUAUCAUCCGUCCGUGUCUGUUGUUGCUCCCGUCGCAACUCGAAGAUUGAGUUGAUGGGUCUUUUUGGGAAAUUUAUGGAAUUAUUGGUCUUCAAAACAUUGUGUGUACUCUAAUAAUUAAACUUAAACUAGUUGAAUUUUUAUGGUAAGUGUACUUUGUUCCCAUCAAUUCAAAUGUUGUAGCACAAUUGGUUGUAUGCAGUUUUGAAUACCAAGAAUUCAGAUUGAAAUGCAUGUAGUGAAGUAUUGACAUGCUGGUGGAUUAUAUGUCA
This is a messenger RNA of Lathyrus oleraceus (garden pea), 1891 nucleotides long. RefSeq names its product squamosa promoter-binding-like protein 16. Gene Ontology annotation, cellular component: nucleus. Bases 416 to 1519 code for a protein of 367 amino acids. Gene Ontology annotation, molecular function: DNA binding. The transcript has 4 exons. NCBI's taxonomy places the organism in Eukaryota, Viridiplantae, Streptophyta, Magnoliopsida, Fabales, Fabaceae. The record is from RefSeq and is a predicted model, not a curated record.